AUGGGAUGUGUUGGUAUAUUGAUUCUUCAACACGGCCCAGGCGUAAGCAAAUUCACCUCUGUCCAAAUCCAAUUCCCAAGCAAGUUCCGGUCACCAUCGACCUGCACAAUGGACGCCCGUCACGGCUUCACUCAGCCCGCCUAUGUCAGAUUUCUGAAGGAAAAUGAGCUCAAACUCCAAGCUGCCGAGUCUCGCAAGGGUCAGCGUCCGGAAAUGAUGCCCUCGCGCGACAUGACUAUAAUGCAGUUCGUGUUCCAGCAGAUAAUGCCUUCAAACAACCCUAUCAAUCCAAAUUCCGACGUGCUUCAAUCUUACCACCAGUCUAUGCCCCGUCUAUCUCCGCAUUGGAUACCCUGA
Molecule: messenger RNA, 357 nt
Organism: Aspergillus puulaauensis
Lineage: Eukaryota; Fungi; Ascomycota; Eurotiomycetes; Eurotiales; Aspergillaceae
Exons: 1
Coding region: 1-357 (118 amino acids)
Source: RefSeq, a predicted model, not a curated record